AGGUCCCUAUAGCAACCAUCUAAAACGUUCGUACGCCACAGGACCAUGGACGAAUUUCAAUUAUCUGAAGAGACUGCAUUUGUCGUUGAUGAUAUAACUACAAUCAUAAAAGAUACUGUGGAGACAACUAUUGGAAGCAGUGCCUAUCAACAAAAUCGAAUUAACCAAUGGACAUCCAGUGUGGUGGAAACAAGUCUGAAUCAACUGUCCAAACUAGGAAAACCCUUUAAAUACAUAGUGACUUGCAUCAUACUGCAGAAAAAUGGAGCAGGCCUGCACACUGCCAGCUCUUGCUUCUGGGACAACACUAUGGACAGAAGCUGUACGGUGAGAUGGGAGAACAAAACCACGUACUGUAUAGUCUGUGUCUUUGGGUUGGCUGUCUGACAUGAACAACCACCAUCUUCCCCUGUUUGGUAAUCAGACAUUUUCCCAACCCCAGUGAAACCAGUCUAAUAAAUGUAGCCCUUGCUU
Molecule: messenger RNA, 474 nt
Organism: Oncorhynchus gorbuscha (pink salmon)
Lineage: Eukaryota; Metazoa; Chordata; Actinopteri; Salmoniformes; Salmonidae
Product: dynein light chain Tctex-type 1-like
Exons: 5
Coding region: 46-387 (113 amino acids)
Biological process (GO): microtubule-based movement
Cellular component (GO): cytoplasmic dynein complex; cytoplasm
Molecular function (GO): dynein intermediate chain binding
Source: RefSeq, a predicted model, not a curated record